UGUCGGUGUCGGUGUCGGUGCGGAUGGGGCGGGGGAACCCCCGGGGCCCGAGGCCGAGCGGAGCGGCAGCGCUCCCUGGCGGUCCCGCCCGGGGCUGUCCCCCCGCCCCACACUCCCGGCCCCGCCCGCCGCGGUUCUUGCGCGGCCGCAGCCCCGGAUCCUCUCCCCGUGUCUCCCACGGCACAGUAAUACACCGCCGCGUCCUCGCGCCGGGGCCCGGAGAGCCACAGGGCGCUGGAACGGCGGUCUGCCGCCACCGACAGCCGCCCCGGCGGGGCCGACAGCUCUUUGGAGCCUUUGUGACCGAGUGCGAUGAAUGCCGGUCCGUGGCCCGGGAACUGACGGUGCACCUCCAGCCCCAGGACAUGUCCUGCUACAACCCCUGCCUGCCAUGCCGACCCUGUGGCCCAACCCCUCUGGCCAACAGCUGCAAUGAGCCCUGUGUCAGGCAGUGCCAGAGCUCCACUGUUGCCAUUGAGCCUCCUGCUGUGAUUGUGACCCUGCCCGGACCCAUCCUCAGCUCCUUCCCACAGAACACCGUCGUGGGUUCCUCCACCUCUGCUGCUGUUGGCAGCAUCCUCAGCUGUGAUGGAGUGCCCAUCAACUCUGGCUGCUGUGACCUCUCUGGCAUUUCCAGCCGCUACUAUGGCAGAAGGUUCCUUAACUGAUAAAGAAGCUGUGAAAGCCCAAGGAAGACACCUCAAGGACAGGUGCUGGGAGGUGCUGGGAAGAAAAUCGAUCUUUUGGACUUCUUUUCAGUAGGGGUGAAUGGCUUUGACCUUCUUUCAUAUAUUUGCUUUGGUUCCCCUUUGCAGCAUGGUGGUGCCACAGCCAGUGUGGUGGGAACCAUUUGUUUCCUCUCACUAUGGGUCAGGAAGACAGAUUUAAUGUAGGAAUUUCUCUGUGUUCCACAACCACAGAGUCUUGGCUUCCCCUGAUUCUCACUGCUGACCUA
Messenger RNA from Calypte anna (Anna's hummingbird), 955 nucleotides. RefSeq lists its product as uncharacterized. The record is from RefSeq and is a predicted model, not a curated record. NCBI's taxonomy places the organism in Eukaryota, Metazoa, Chordata, Aves, Apodiformes, Trochilidae. The coding region runs from base 24 to 668 and encodes 214 amino acids. The transcript is spliced from 2 exons. Gene Ontology annotation, cellular component: intermediate filament. Gene Ontology annotation, molecular function: structural constituent of cytoskeleton.